AUGACCUGCUUCUUCUAUGGCCGAACUCUAAUAGUAACUGCGUUACUCUGUGCGUUACUACUGCUAUUUUUGGUGGUGCUUUAUUCAUAUAUUGAUGAUGCUCUACUGCUUUAUCUGGUGAAGCUGCCCAUCUACUUUCAUGUACUACUGCUGCUUAACCUGGGAUUAUGGUGCUGGGCAACCAACUUGCAUCUGCUUGCAUGGACUGGUAUUAAUACAUAUUUCUUGCUGGAAGCUGGCUCGGAAACCACUUUAUUCUCUGCUGCUAACUUGACUAGUCCUAGACGCAGUAUGCGCAAUAGCCAGUCUUUCACUGCAAAGGAGUCGUAUGCAACGCUUCAACAAGAGAUGGACCAUCAGACCAGAUCGGUUCCUUUUGUAGAGACCAGCUCCUCAUCAGGUUAUCCCAGUCGAGUGUAUGAUGAUGAUAUUCUGUCACAACAGUUAGAUUCCGACUCUUUAUACCCUUCUUGUCUUAUGGAAGCCAAAUCUAGUCCAACUGCACUUCCAUCUGUGCUCUGCACAGAUGGCCUAUUUCAUGGUGGCACGGACAACACUGAGACCCAUGAUGCUUGCAUCCAUAUCAACGACAGUUCUACCAAAAAGCAAUCCAUCCACCAGAAAAACCACAGUUCUACCAUCAGAGCUCUUUACACAAUGGCCUGUGGAUUUACUGUAUUGACAUUGAUCUCGAUGGGCUUUUUCCAAAUGUUUUCUAGAAAAUGGGGUGAAGAAGCAGCAGAGUUUGUUCCGCUUAUUACCUAUGCUAUUGUAUUAUUUCUGGUAGUAAAUCCUUGGCCCGUCUUAUAUUAUAACGAGAGAUUCAAGUUCUUAGAAUCUCUCAAGCGGUCUGCAUUUGGGGGAUUGUAUUCAGCAGUUCCAUUUUCAGAUGUAAUCCUGUGCGAUAUCCUCACGUCUUUUUCUCGUGUUGUAGGCGAUAUGCAGAUGGUGUUUUGCGAUUUAGUGUUGCUUCCUGAUGGUUCUGAUAUUACCUCUACAUAUCCAAAUGUAAAUAUUGUUAAUGAAGCUACUACACCAAGCCAGUCUAGAUUAACUUUUGGGUUGCACAGACAGAAUGAUAAUAGUCAUACGGCUUUUAAUGGUGUGCCAACUGAGCAGUUCAGUUGGUCAGAAGUCAUUACACCAGUGCUGAUUGCACAGUGCUUGUCAGAGUUUUUUCUAGCUAGUGAUCCACAACACAAGUGCCGCCACAUGGCGAACGCUAUUAAGUAUCUGACCUCGUUACCGGUGAUAUUAGCUGCCUUUCAAAUCAACAGGAUACAAAGAUCUUCUCAUUUCGGCAAUAUAGCUGAUCCAGAGUUGCACGUUGUACAGUUUAAUUCUGUCGUAGGAUUAUGGGUUCUUUUUUCGCUGAUCAAUUCAGUCUAUUCUCUUUAUUGGGAUAUUGUAGUGGAUUGGAAUUUAUGUGCCGUUCCAUUGGCACGACAGCAACUGUAUGUCCACGUGCAUAGUCCUGUGCUGCCAUCUUUGAAAUCAUCCAUGCUGCCUUCUGCUCCAGUUUCCCCAAAACUAUCUCACAAUGUGUAUCGAGAUUUGUCUAAACAAGACGGCGAUAUACUUAUUCGUCUAUAUCAACGAACACGAUUUUUACUGCGACCUAUAUUACAUUUUCGAUAUGUUACACCGUAUUACGUGGCUAUUGUUUUAGACUGCAUUUUGCGGUUUUCGUGGACUGUCAAAAUCACUUUUUUGUACAAACUAGCGCUUGUACGCGGUCAUCACGAUAAUAUAUCGCGAUUUGUUUCGGAUGCACAACUACUAGGAACUGUUGCUGCGAUAGAUCUGGCUCUCAAGGCUCUGGAAAUUAUACGGCGAUGGGUAUGGGUGUUUUUUCGAAUUGAGCGUGAAUGGGUGCUGAAACAGGGUAAAUCGUUUUCCAAAAAUUAA
Messenger RNA from Batrachochytrium dendrobatidis JAM81, 1908 nucleotides. RefSeq lists its product as uncharacterized. NCBI's taxonomy places the organism in Eukaryota, Fungi, Chytridiomycota, Chytridiomycetes, Rhizophydiales. The record is from RefSeq and is a predicted model, not a curated record. Bases 1 to 1908 code for a protein of 635 amino acids. Gene Ontology annotation, cellular component: cytoplasm; membrane. The transcript has 4 exons.